This is a messenger RNA of Bemisia tabaci, 3515 nucleotides long. RefSeq names its product ATP-binding cassette sub-family G member 8. The record is from RefSeq and is a predicted model, not a curated record. Gene Ontology annotation, cellular component: plasma membrane. Gene Ontology annotation, molecular function: ABC-type transporter activity; ATP binding; ATP hydrolysis activity. NCBI's taxonomy places the organism in Eukaryota, Metazoa, Arthropoda, Insecta, Hemiptera, Aleyrodidae. Gene Ontology annotation, biological process: transmembrane transport.
GCCCAGUUGACAUAUCCAUCUCCAUCAGCAUCCUACUUUUUGAUCAGCCUCCGUUAGCUGAUUGUAUUGAAAUGAUUGGAUUGUGAUAUACCCGCGUAAUUCGACACUGGGCGAUCCCGUCAGUUGUGUGUUUUCCGUUUGUUUUCAUUUUGUCGGUCGAAAUUUGCAUCGGGAAUUCGUUCGAAACCCUCGGGAGUUCGGGAUCGUACCAAGUGUCAAGUGAUUUCGAGGUUACUAACCUGUUGAUUCGUGGAUUUUCAAAGUGAUUGAUGAAGAUUGAGUAGCCGCAAGUUUUCUGUUAUCCUUAACAAGAAGUGUUUUUGCCUGUGGAAUGACUGUGGGGCUCUUGCUUACAUCGACAAGAAAGCAUCACUGAUAACAGUUUCCUCACAAUCAACAGGUAUUAAAGAAGAAAAAUGCCAGUCGAUUUUGAAGUUUGUCUUGAGUAGUUCGUAAAAACACCAAGACACAGAAAUGACGAUAAGCUAGUUAAAAACACUUGACAUUCAUGAUGCUCAGAACCAAAAGCAAUCCAUUGUGGACUAAUGUAGACAAUCACACAAAUCCUUCUAUAACAGGAAAAAAACUUAGAGGGACCAAGACUCUUUUUCUGCGCUAAGCAUGUGGGAGAUGGAGAGGAGGUACUCAGUGCCAUCCAAUGACACGGGACUUGUAGACUCCUCGUCUGCAACCGCCCGAUCUGCACCUCACUCUCAUCAAAAAACUCCCUCCCUCUCACCCACCAUUCUCGGACCCCUACCACCUUCAACUGCUGCCUCCGCUUCUGCAUCAGAAGAUCUUCAUGCAUGGUCCAUCUACAGGCAAAAUUUAAACUCGGAUUUUACAGACUCAGCUCUUGGAUCAAGUGAAAAGUCACCCCUGCCCUAUGGUAAUUUUCAAUUAAGAGAAUCAACCGUUCAGUCAAUUCUAAGUCACCCCCGCUAUGGACCAAAAUCUCCCUUGGGUUCGAAUAUGUAUACCUACCUGAAGUUUGGACUUCCUCGAGUGCUUCCGCCCAACGCUGUUGCAGGGGGCCCCCGAGCAGGGUCUCGUGCUCCUCGAGACGGCUCCAGUGGGUAUAAUUCCAGUGAUGAGGGCGGUGGGCCUGGAGGGCGAAGCGGAAGGCAUCACUCACAUUACGGCCCGUCUCAUCAGUCUCAAUCGUACUACCUGAGAACUCGGAGUGAUCCUGACUUCCGCAACACACCCUAUCAUGGACCGGUCAUGCGAAGAGGUCCAAUGGUGGGUCCAGUAGAAUACAAGGGUGUACGUCAGAAGAGCAUGAGUGAAGCCAACCUUCUAUCAGCAGAAGCAGUCAUGCGCCACCAACAUCAUAAUAUUGGAAUGGUCGGAAUGGAAAGGAGGCCGCAGCAUAGACGCAGUGUCCACGAUUUGCGAGCAGUCUCAGAGAUGGAGCAUCAUAUCCAUCCUCAACACGCUGACUUUUUACAUCGGAGACCUGCAUCAGUAGCUGUGCCUAAUAUUGGUCCGCAUCGCAGCUCAUCAGCAAGUAUUCUCAGUGGUGGCGGUUAUGUCCCCCAGUUUGAGCCCGAUAUCAUGUCAUUCCAAGUGACGCGACCCAACAUGUAUAGUGGUCAAUACCCUCACUUGCAAGUUCGGGGUCUAGAUGUUUUGCUCAACAAAAAUGAAGCUUUACUCCAAGGUAUCUCUUUUGAAGUACGGGCUGGAGAGCUACUAUCAGUGAUGGCAACUUCUGCUGAAGAAGGCACAGCAUUUUUAGAUUCUCUAGCUGGAAGGUGCAAGUGUCGUGCGAACCAUAUUUUGCUCAAUGGACAAAGUGUUUCCAUAGAAGUUUUGAAGCAGCGAAUCACAUAUGUCCGCUCAAAAACGUUUCUUUCGCCUGAUUUCAAUGUUGCUCAAACUCUCACCUUUUAUUCCAAGUUACGAAGAUCUCCCAGGGUUACUGGAAUUAAAUAUUCUCUCACAGAAAAAAUGGAACUUUUAAUCGAAGAACUAGGCUUAACGCAAGUUCUGAACACCAAAGUAUCGAGUCUAACCUCAUCAGAAAUCCAAAGACUGAAUCUUGCCUGCCAUCUUUUAUCGGACUCAGAAAUUCUACUUCUUGAUCAACCAACACAAGUCAUGGAUAUUUUUGAUACAUUUUUUUUGGUAGAGUUUCUUCGUCAGUGGGCAUCUGGGGGAUCAACUGGAAUGAUGGGUCGGAUAAUCAUUCUAACGCUACAUCCACCAACAUACGAAAUUUUCACAAUGGUCUCCCGUGUUCUCCUGAUUUCCAGUGGUCGAAUGAUGUACUCUGGCCGCCGUCGAGAUCUGUUACCGUACUUUGCCACUGCAGAUUAUCCAUGCCCAGCCUUUAAGAACCCAUCAGAUUAUUAUUUGGAUCUUGUUACUCUGGACGAUUUAUCUGCAGAGGCAAUGUUGGAAUCUAGCCAAAGAAUUGAACAAUUAUCAGAACUGUUCAAACGGAGGCAGGAACCCUUGACAGAUCCAGGACCGCUUCAAGCCUUACCCGGAAAAACUAGGCGAGCGGGGAUUUUCUCUCAAGCCAGUGCCAUAGUCUUUCGCCAAAUGGUAUACUCUCAGCCAAGCAGUCUUCUCGAUUGGCUAUCAUAUCUGCUCCUUGCCAUCGUUCUUUCAUUGAUCAUUGGUGCUGUUUUCUGGAAUUUGCCUCAAACGGAUCCACAACUGACACUAAAUGAUAGGCUUGGGUUUCAUCAUACAAUAUUUUGUGUUGGAUCGUUGCCUUUGCUGCUAUUACUGGCUGUGGCUCGCUCUCAUGGUCAUGAUCGAGCCGCUGUUGAAAGUGAUGUUGAGGCUGGACUCUACAGCCGUUUCAUCUACAUCUUUGUUGCGUUGCUAUGUGGCCUACCAACAUCAUUGGUGAUAUGGCUUGCAUACAUUAUCCCUGCGUAUGCAAUGACAGGUGACAUGCAGGGAAAUGAAAUAUAUUUCUAUAUUCUGUACAUGCUAUUACAUUUAAGUGGGACCCAGGCAUUUGUAACAAUGCUGGGAUAUGCGUUGCCAAAUUGUAUUUCUGUUGCCAUAUUGUCGAGUAUACUGCUCAUUGUGUUAUCACUUGUCAACGGCUUCUCCAUUCAUCUCAACGAUCUUCACGGUGAUCUUCAACAGUCACCUUGGUUUAAUUAUUUCGACUAUGUAGGACUUCUGUCAACAUCUCGGUGGAUUAUGCCUGUCUUCCUACAGCAGGAGCUCUCCACUGAGACAUUGGUGCUCAACGCAGCUAAUCUUGUCUGCAGGAAUAAACAGGUGCAACACCAAGAUAUAAUAGUACAAUUACCAUGUCCUGCCCCAAAUGGAACCGCUGCAUUACAGUUUUAUGGGUACCUGUCUGCUAAGGAUUACAAUCCUUUCCAUAUCACCAGCUGGCAGCCAUAUUAUGCACCUACUGGCUUUUAUAUUGUUUCAAUUGUAAUUUCUAUAUUUUUAUACGUCCUUGUCGGAAAACACUGUUAUAAGUACAAAAGUAUACGCAGAUGAUAAUAGCUAAUAAUUAAAAUAUCAAUGCUUUUCUA